Molecule: messenger RNA, 1036 nt
Organism: Paramecium sonneborni
Lineage: Eukaryota; Ciliophora; Oligohymenophorea; Peniculida; Parameciidae
Source: the annotation of a GenBank genome assembly
AUGUCUAAUACAAAAUUUCCAUCAGUUUCAAUUAAUGAAAAGUAUAGUUCAAUUAUAUUACAAGGUUAUAGAAGCGUAUUUUGAGAUCGAAAAUCGUCAAAAUAUUGAACAGUUAAUUUUAGAAUUAUUGUCACAAAUUCUUAAAAAUUGAGAGAUUAUAAUCAGAAAUAGACACUAGAAAGAGUGAGUUUGAAUUAGAAGAUUAAAAUUUAAUAUAAUUACUACCUAUUCAUCCACCAAUGAAAUUUACAUAAGAAGAAAAACAUCAUUGUUAAAGAACGAAUAUAAAUAUACCAACCCCUUUGGAGAUAUAAUAAAAAUUAAAAGCGUAAUUAACCCAUUAAGAAUUAUUAGAAGUAUUUUUAGCACAUUAAUCUAAAUUAUUAGAUUGGUGAAGAUCCAGCAUACUUUAUAUAAGAUGAAGAUAUGAGAAGAUUAAAUUGGAAUGAGGAAGAUUGGUUAUCAAAAUCUCAUACACAUUUUUAGAAGGAGAUAAAAGAUAUAUCAAAAAUAAAAUCUAAUAGUAACUUACUAAAAAUAAAAAAACCUACAAUAAGAUUAAAUACUGAUGAUAGAACUGAAAGGAAGAAAAAAGUAUCAAAUAAGAUAUAACUAUAAAAAGAUGAUUGAUGAAUAGAUGAAAAGAUUACAUGAAAUAAAUGAAACAAAUUUUUAAAAAGGUGAAAUAUAAUCAAGAGACAAAAGAAAUUGAAAAAUAAAAAGAGUAAGCUAAAAUGAAUGAAAAAUUUAAGUCAAAAAUAGAUGUUCAAAUAAAAAAAUAAGAUGCAAGACAUGAAAGUCAUUAAAGAAUAGCAGAAUUUAAAUAAUAAUAAUAGUAAUUAAUAAAAGAGAAGAUAGAAUAACAUAAGUAUAAAUUAUUAAUAAAUUUAGAAAACGAAUACUGGAGGAAGAAGAAAUGAUUAGAUUAAAUCAAAGACUAAAAUAGAUCUGUUAAAAUAAAUAAGUUAAUUGCUUAAUUGAUACAAAUUUAAAAUAUAGAAUAGAAAAAGCAAUCAAAUGCCAAACAAAUAAAUGA